AUGACAACGAUUUCAGUGUAUAAACCGGUCCCAGUCACGACUACUGGCCAAAGGCAAAAAGGCGAAUCCAUUGUAUGUAGCGAUUCCAGCCACGACCAUUGGCCAAAGGCCAAAGAGAAGGGAUGGUGGCCGGCUAAGCCAGCCCUUCUAUCCGAAUUGUUUUCUCAGUAUCAUGGAAAUCAUGGUGCCUCCCAAAACACUGGCAAGCAAACAUGGACGUUUUAUGAGCGGAUCUCUAUGAAGGAAGGAGGGACACAUGUGAAGCUAGAUAGAGCACGGUAG
Molecule: messenger RNA, 282 nt
Organism: Plasmopara halstedii
Lineage: Eukaryota; Oomycota; Peronosporomycetes; Peronosporales; Peronosporaceae
Exons: 2
Coding region: 1-282 (93 amino acids)
Source: RefSeq, a predicted model, not a curated record